This is a messenger RNA of Epithele typhae, 789 nucleotides long. Its product is annotated as Protoglobin-domain-containing protein. Bases 1 to 789 code for a protein of 262 amino acids. The transcript has 5 exons. NCBI's taxonomy places the organism in Eukaryota, Fungi, Basidiomycota, Agaricomycetes, Polyporales, Epitheliaceae. Gene Ontology annotation, molecular function: oxygen binding; heme binding. The record is from RefSeq and is a predicted model, not a curated record.
AUGGGCGAGCGUCUGGCAUGCCCAUAUCCAGGUGCGAGGCUGCACUCCGGCGAAUCCCCCUAUACCCCUUCGCGAUCACCCACUGAGACGGAGAACUCGCAAACACCCCUCCAAUCUGUAUCCUCCCACACCGACUACCUUGAUGCCCCAAAGGCCCAAUGUCCGGUGUUCACCCAGGAGGUCGACCCCCUUCUCAUCAAGACCUCAUUAGAGGACCGCGUGGCUUACCUGACGGACUUCCUUGACUUCACCUCAAGAGACGCGGAGGUGAUCAGCAAGAUCGCGCCGAAAGUCAAUGAGGUCAUCCCGGGGCUUGUAGACGGCAUGUAUGCAAAGCUUUUCGAGUUCGACAUCACCAAGAAGGUCUUCAUGAAUCGGAAUCAGGGCUUUGAUGGUCCCCUGCCCACCACGCUGGAAGACUUGACUCUGGACAGCGCCCAAAUCGUAUUCCGGAAGGUCUUCAUGAAGGCAUGGGCGCGCCGCGUCCUGACCGCAGAUUACACGAGCGGCAAGACCUGGGCGUACAUGGACAAAGUCGGCGUCAUGCACACCGGCGCGUCGCCGUUCAAGCACCAACGCACGAUGGGGAUCGCCCCGCUCAACGUUCCAUGCAAGUACCGCGACAUCGCCAUGACGCUUGGUUGGAUCCAGUCCAUCCUGCACAAGGCCAUCCUUCAGCUGCCGGAGAGUACCUGUCCCGCCUCGGAGAAGAUAGAAGCUGUUACGGCUAUCAACAAGGUUCUCUGGAUACAGAACGACCUGUUCUCUCGUCACUACAUUGGUGAAUGA